AUCAAAUUUAAUCGAAGAAGAAGAGAAGCAUUUGCAAACUAUUAUACACAAUUUUCACGUGAAUUAAAUAGGAAAAAACAAAUAUUAUGGAUACUUCAAGUAGUGAAUUCAGCGAAAAGCCGGCUGCACAUGAGCAUCAGCCACGUCUGAAUGAAGUGGCUCAGAAAUUUCUGGCAGAUUUAGAUGAGGAACGCCAGCGUCUCUCAGCCGAGUUUCCAUUGUGCGCUUUGCUCAUCGAUGAAGCCGUGGAUCGUGUUUAUUGCACUGGUCGCAUACCUGGACGUGAGUUUUAUGCCGAUGUUUACAAACAGAAGCCAAUGAAAAUCACACAAAAAGUCUUUGUGCCCGUCAAGCAAUAUCCCAAGUUCAACUUUACUGGUAAAAUAUUGGGGCCCAAGGGCAACUCGCUGCGUCGCCUGCAGGAUGAAACGCAAUGCAAGAUUGCCAUUAAAGGACGCAGCUCGAUACGCGAUCGCAGCAAAGAGGAGCAGCUGCGCAAUUCUGGCGAUCCACGCUAUGCUCAUCUGCAAAAGGAUUUGUUCCUCGAGGUGAGCACGGUGGCGACACCAGCGGAGUGUUAUGCGCGCAUCGCAUACGCCCUGGCCGAGAUCCGUAAGUAUCUAAUUCCAGACAAGAACGACGAGGUCUCUCACGAACAGUUGCGCGAACUGAUGGAAAUGGAUCCCGAGUCAGCCAAGAAUAUACAUGGGCCCAAUUUGGAGGCAUACAGAUCCGUUUUCGAUAAGAAAUUCGGUGGUGGGAGCAGCGGUGCACCGAAAUACUUGAAUCUUAUCAAGAGAACAGCGGAAAAUCCGCCCGAAGCUGAGGAGUCUGAAGAGGUGGCCUACGAGUACGAUCAUCGGAUGCCCAAGCGUGGAGCACCAUCAGGAUAUGAAUACAACAAACCACGCCCAUCAAUAAUACCAACAAACGCAGCCGCAUAUAAACGACCUCAGCCAUACCAAACUGACAUGAAACGUAUGCGCGAACCACCCAUCAAGUCUUAUAAACCGAAUACGUACACCAUUCUAAAAAAGUAUAAAUAACACUAUAAAUGCUCUUAAGAAAUAAUAAGAUGAAAAAUAUAUAUAUACUUAAAUAUAUAUAUAAAUGAACAAGUAAAGACGAUGUAAUAGUUACAGCCAACCUCUUAAGAAUAUGAUUAAUUGGAAAAUCAAGCAAACGUUUCAAUUUGUUUGGACCUUGGGUGGAAACAUAUUUGGAAAUUACCAAUGCCCAAUGCUAAAUAAAUAUGAAAAAUAAUCUAUAUAUAUACAUAAAAGUUUAAAAAGAAAAGAAAAAAAACAUAUUUAUAAAAAAUUUCAAUUUAAUUAAAUUAUAAUGUUUACGCGUUAUCACAGAACCUGUAAGUUUUGUGUGGUGAGCAGCCAUACUUUCAGAUACUUUUAACCUACUAUUGUGCAGUUAAAUAAAUAAUAGAAAUUAUAAAUUGAAACUAAAAACUAAAAGUCGCAUAUAAAAUUCGAUUAUAAUAGAACUUAAAUAACGCCUUCAAGAUGAGAUUGUUACUAGCAAUAGACAGACUAUAUAUAAAACAAAUAAAAUAUAUACAACGAUGACACUGGCAAUCGAUAAGUACAGUCUCACAUUGUUUAUAAAGCAAUAAAUUUGGAUCAAUUCACAUUUAUUGAAUAUCAAUUAAAAAUCUAAAGUUUAUAACAAAAAAAUAUGCGCAUAUUAUACAAUAAGAUAAUAAAAAUACAAAAUAAAUUUAUAAAUUACUUAAAGUUGAAUAAAUAAAUAAUAUUAUCAG
Molecule: messenger RNA, 1774 nt
Organism: Drosophila grimshawi
Lineage: Eukaryota; Metazoa; Arthropoda; Insecta; Diptera; Drosophilidae
Gene: qkr58E-3
Product: KH domain-containing, RNA-binding, signal transduction-associated protein 2
Exons: 6
Coding region: 87-1046 (319 amino acids)
Biological process (GO): regulation of alternative mRNA splicing, via spliceosome
Cellular component (GO): nucleus
Molecular function (GO): mRNA binding
Source: RefSeq, a predicted model, not a curated record